AUGGAGCGUGGGCUUCCAUGGGAUGUGAAAUGGCUCCAGGAUUGCGCAACACUGAGAUGCAAGCAGCAGAGACAGCCCGAGGCAGCAGUUCUUCUAGAAGAGGUGGCGAAGCGAACGCCACCACAUCCCGCAACUCUGAACAACCUGGGAACUGUGUACAACAUGAUGCGCGACCAUGAGAAGGCCCAGGAGUACUUCCUAGCCGCCCAGCAGGUUGCUGGACAUGAUGAACCGGACAAGGACGAUCUCUGGAACAUGGGCAUUGCCAAGAAGCAUCUGGGCCAUUACGAAGAGGCCCUGCCGAUGUUGCUCAAGGCACUGGAAGGUUGGAAAACGGAGGAACCUGACGACGAUGUGACCAUCGCAAAGCUGCAUGACACCGUGGGCAGCUGUUUUGACUUGAUGGGCCGCCAUGCAGAAGCAGUUGAACAGUUUGCCUCAGCUCGCUUGCUGUUUGGACGCAGCAUUGGAGCAGACAGCCCGCUUUAUGGCAGCGCUUGUGAGGGUUUGACCAAGGCGCUGCUGCAUGCAGGUCGAUAUGCUGAAGCGUUUGAUAGAUUGGAGGAAACCUUCCUCAACCACGCGCAGAAGGACGCAAUCCAUCCCACGCCCAUCUUUGAGCUUUUGGGGCUGGCGCUCGAGGAAUUUGUAGACCGAAGCGGCGUUGAUCCUUUGGAGCUGGUACGCCUCGAAGCCCCGAUGGAGAUAGCUGUCAAGAACAUGGUCUAUAGAGGCCUUGACAAAGAUGGCAAUGCUGGGGUGGUUUUCGAAAGAAUGGCACAAGUUCUUCUGCGUUGCAGCAUGGCUCAGGGAGACGAGGCUCGGCAGCGGAGCGCCGCACGACGCAGGGAGCUGGCCAGAAGCCUUCUAGGCCGGGCGGUGCCCCUGGUGGAAGAAACCACACGAUCAGGAGAAGCCGACCUCUCCCACAUCAGUGCCUUGAUCACUAUGGAGCUCCAGGUGUUGGAUGCUCAGGAGCAUGGCAUCUCUCCCGAAACCCCCAUCAGUUCUCUCGUCCCUGAGUGGCCAGAAGAUCUGCCGGGGGACAUGCCAGGUGCCCCGGCUGAACCCCUUCGACUUAGGCAUUGCUUCACGCACACCGGCGGCUUCUCGAACGCUCUGCCGACAGUCCACCCUGUGAGCUCGUUGCGUCCUGCUGAGCUCCGCAGACUUCGGAAGCGCCGGAGCGAAGCAGCGAAGCCGCCCUGUAACUUGAAAGAGCUGGUGGAGCGCGAGAGUUGCGAGCCGCACAUAUUCGCUCCCGGGCAGCACUUCAACUAUUGCGGCGUGGGCAGCCGGCUGGUUGCAAGAAUGGUGGAGGAAGUUUCGGGUCUGACCAUUUCAGAGUAUAUGCAGAAGCACAUUUGUGAACCUGCUGGAAUGACGGACACCGGGUUCUUCAUUGACGAGUCGCUGGCCGCAGACUGUGUUUCAACAGACUACCAUCCCUGGGUUCUUCAAGCUGUAGCUGAUGGCCUGUUUGGAUGCUGGGACCGCUGGAGGCUUCGUUGCCGCUCCAUUUAUGCAAGGUUGUGUGGCUGUGCACUCAUCGAUGAUUUGAAACCAGCUGGGACUGGAGUGAUAUCCCCGAUGAAGCUCUGGAAUAGGUCUUCGAAGCUGUACCAUCCCGAUGCAGGGCUUGUUGGGACGGGCUCUGACUUUGUGCGCUUCUUGCAGGUUCUGACCAGAGAUGCUUCUGAGGCGCCGGUGCUCAGUCCGUUCGUCUUGAAAGCCUUGGCUUCGCCCGUGACGGAGGAGCUCCAGGCACCGUUUGCGCUGGAUUCUGUCAGUGUGGAGAGGUUGUUUCCUGUUCGUGGCGAUCGGCUUCCCAGGCAGAAGCUGCUUCGACCUUUCAACAGUUUUCCAGGACAGAGAUUCUCGCUCGGAGCGUCCGUGAUCUGCGAGCCAAAAAAAGUCGCUCUGCCACCGCGAGCUGCGGGGACAUGGCAUUGGAUGGGUUUUGCUUCGACCUAUUUCUUCGUGAAUCCCAAGGAGGAGCUGGCCGCCUGCUUCCUCACGCAGCUCGUCUCUCACAGGACAUACCCGAUCCUCGACGAACUAGUGAAGGGUGUGCACGACGCACUCCUGUGA
This is a messenger RNA of Symbiodinium sp. CCMP2592, 2091 nucleotides long. Lineage: Eukaryota; Dinophyceae; Suessiales; Symbiodiniaceae. The record is from the annotation of a GenBank genome assembly.